CUGUGCUUGACCCCUGACAUUUUUCAAGUUGUAUUUUGCCUGUGUCUAGCUUAAUGUCCUUUUUACAAGCCUUGAGAAAGGAAAAGUCCCGAGAUGCUGCUCGUUCUCGCCGAGGGAAGGAAAAUUUUGAGUUCUACGAGUUGGCCAAACUGUUGCCACUUCCUGCAGCUAUUACCAGCCAGCUUGACAAGGCAUCUAUCAUCCGAUUAACAAUUAGUUAUUUGAAGAUGAGGGACUUUGCUAAUCAGGGGGAUCCUCCAUGGAACUUGCGAAUGGAAGGACCACCACCCAACACAUCAGUAAAAGGGAUACAAAUGUGGAAAACUGAGGUCUGCAUGAGAAAGACACCAUGUGAAGUUAUAGGUGCCCAGCGCAGGAGAAGCCCCAGUGCACUUGCCACUGAAGUAUUUGAGUCACAUUUGGGAAGUCACAUUCUACAGUCACUGGAUGGAUUUGUAUUUGCACUAAACCAAGAGGGAAAAUUUUUGUACAUUUCGGAAACAGUCUCCAUCUAUCUUGGCCUAUCUCAGGUGGAACUGACAGGCAGCAGUGUGUUUGACUACGUCCACCCAGGAGACCAUGUGGAGAUGGCAGAGCAGCUGGGCAUGAAGCUUCCCCCGGGGCGAGGCCUUCUCUCACAGGGAACAGCAGAGGAUGGAGCCAGCUCAGCAUCUUCAUCUUCUCAGUCUGAGACCCCUGAGCCAGUGGAAUCCACAAGCCCCAGCCUACUUACAACGGACAACAAUCUAGAACGUUCUUUUUUCAUCCGGAUGAAAUCUACCCUGACCAAGCGAGGUGUACACAUAAAAUCUUCAGGAUAUAAGGUGAUUCAUAUAACAGGAAGGUUACGUCUCAGAGUGUCGUUGUCCCAUGGGCGGACAGUCCCUAGCCAGAUCAUGGGUCUUGUAGUUGUUGCUCAUGCUCUGCCUCCUCCUACGAUCAAUGAAGUCAGAAUUGACUGCCACAUGUUUGUCACUCGAGUAAACAUGGACCUCAAUAUCAUUUACUGUGAGAAUAGGAUUAGUGAUUACAUGGAUCUGACCCCUGUAGAUAUCGUAGGGAAGAGAUGUUACCACUUCAUUCAUGCUGAAGAUGUGGAAGGGAUCAGGCACAGCCACUUAGACUUGCUGAACAAGGGUCAGUGUGUAACAAAAUACUACCGCUGGAUGCAGAAGAACGGGGGUUAUAUCUGGAUACAGUCUAGUGCCACCAUUGCGAUCAAUGCCAAGAAUGCAAAUGAGAAGAACAUCAUCUGGGUGAAUUACCUUCUGAGCAACCCAGAAUAUAAGGACACUCCGAUGGAUAUUGCACAGCUUCCUCAUCUGCCAGAGAAAACUUCAGAAUCCUCUGAGACCUCAGAUUCUGAAUCAGACUCAAAAGACAACUCAGAGGACAAUGAGAAUUCAAAGUCGGAUGAGAAAGGAAACCAGUCAGAAAACAGCGAAGACCCUGAGUCAGAUAGAAAGAAGUCUGGAAACCAGUCAGAUAAUGAAAUGAACUGUAAUGAUGACGGGAACAGCUCCAGCAACCAGGACAGCAGAGACAGUGAUGACAGCUUUGAAAAUUCUGACUUUGAGAAUCAAAAGGCCCCAGAGGAUAGUUUCAGCACUCUUGGUUCUAUGCAGAUUAAGGUGGAGCGCUAUGUGGAGAGUGAGUCAGACCUGCGGUUACAGAACUGUGAAUCAUUGACCUCAGACAGCGCCAAGGACUCGGACAGCGCAGGAGAAGUCAAUGCCCAGUCUUCCAGCAAGCAUCAGAAGAGGAAGAAGAGGAGGAAAAAGCAGAAAGGAGGCAGCAUGACCCGCAGAAGGCUCUCAAGCACCUCAAGCCCAAACGGACUUGACUCAGCCUUGGUGGAUCAGCCCCAGCUGCUCUCGUCACCAAACAGUGCCUCAGUGCUCAAAAUCAAAACAGAGAUCUCAGAACCUAUCAAUUUUGAUAAUGAUAGCAGUAUUUGGAAUUACCCGCCCAACCGGGAAAUCUCAAGGAAUGAAUCGCCCUUCAGUAUGACCAAGCCCCCAAACUCAGAGCACUUCCCUUCCCCACAAGCCAGCAGUAGUUUACAUGUCUCCAUCCCAGACUCUGUUCUUACCCCACCAGGGACUGAAAAUACUGCCAGCCGCAAAUCUCAGUUCAGCACCUCAUCCAACUCCGCCUUGGCUCCCGUAUCCUCUGACCCUUUGUCACCACCUCUGUCAGCAUCUCCACGGGACAAGCAUCCGGGAGGCCCCAGCACUUCCAACUCCUUGUUGUACACUGGGGAUCUGGAAGCCCUCCAGAGGUUGCAAGCAGGUAAUGUGGUCCUUCCUUUGGUUCACAGGGUAACUGGAACCCUUGCUGCCACCAGCACGGCUGCUCAGAGGGUCUAUACCACUGGCACUAUUCGGUAUGCUCCAGCUGAAGUUACUUUAGCCAUGCAGGGCAAUCUCCUCCCCAACACCCACGCUGUUAACUUUGUGGACGUUAACAGCCCAAGCUUCGGCCUAGAUCCUAAAACACCGAUGGAAAUGCUCUACCACCACGUUCACCGACUCAAUAUGUCAGGACCAUUUGGAAGUGCUGUGAGCGCGGCCAGUCUGACCCAAAUGCCUGCAGGGAAUGUGUUCACAACUGCCGAAGGACUCUUCUCUACUCUUCCAUUUCCUGUGUACAGCAACGGCAUUCAUGCCGCACAGACACUGGAGCGGAAGGAGGAUUGAAAUAUGACCACAUACUGU
Messenger RNA from Varanus komodoensis (Komodo dragon), 2717 nucleotides. It is a transcript of the gene NPAS3, whose product is annotated as neuronal PAS domain protein 3. NCBI's taxonomy places the organism in Eukaryota, Metazoa, Chordata, Lepidosauria, Squamata, Varanidae. Gene Ontology annotation, molecular function: DNA-binding transcription factor activity, RNA polymerase II-specific; RNA polymerase II transcription regulatory region sequence-specific DNA binding; protein dimerization activity. The transcript is spliced from 12 exons. Gene Ontology annotation, biological process: regulation of transcription by RNA polymerase II. The record is from RefSeq and is a predicted model, not a curated record. Bases 54 to 2699 code for a protein of 881 amino acids.